This is a messenger RNA of Alexandromys fortis (reed vole), 3470 nucleotides long. RefSeq names its product serine/arginine repetitive matrix 3 (gene Srrm3). Lineage: Eukaryota; Metazoa; Chordata; Mammalia; Rodentia; Cricetidae. The record is from RefSeq and is a predicted model, not a curated record. Gene Ontology annotation, molecular function: mRNA binding. The coding region runs from base 1 to 1929 and encodes 642 amino acids. The transcript has 15 exons.
AUGUCCUCCACCGUAAACAAUGGGGCUGCCGGCCUGCCAUCCCCGCCCGACGCCGCCAACGGCUUCCCGCAGCCCGGCGCCUCGUCCGGGACCUGGCCGCGCCCGGAGGAGGAGCUGCGCGCCGCCGAGCCCGGCUUGGUCAAGCGCGCGCACCGGGAGAUCCUGGACCACGAACGCAAGCGGCGCGUGGAGCUCAAGUGCAUGGAGCUGCAGGAGAUGAUGGAGGAACAGGGGUACUUAGAGGAGGAGAUCCGGCAGAAGGUUGGGACCUUCCGGCAGAUGCUGAUGGAGAAAGAGGGCGUACUGACCAGGGAAGACCGGCCUGGGGCCCACAUCAUGGCAGAGACCCCGCGGAGGAUGGACGGCUUGGAACCGGGCCUGGAGUACCCACCCUUCGAUGAGGACGACGGCCCGGUGGAUUGCGACUGCCCGGUCGCCUGCUACCGCGGGCACCGGGGGUACAGGACCAAGCACUGGUCCAGCAGCUCCGCAUCGCCCCCUCCCAAGAAGAAGAAGAAAAAGAAAGGCAGUCAUCGGAGGAGCCGCAAAAAGAGGAGACUAGAGUCAGAAUGCAGCUGUGGGAGUGCUUCCCCCCUGCGCAAGAAGAAGAAGGGUGUGAAGAAGCACCGCCGAGAUAGGUCUGAUUCUGGGUCCCGGAGGAAGAGGCGAUACAGAUCUCGAAGCCUCAAGAGCAAACGAAAAGAAAAAAACAAAGAGCGCAAGAGGCCUCACGCUGAGUCCCCAGGCCGAAGGUCUCACCACCACAGCAGCGUCACCUCCCACAGUCCCUCGGUGACCUCACACUACAGCGAUUCCGGAUCACCAAGCAGGCUAAGCCCCAAGCAUCGAGAUGACGGGCAGAAGACUGGCAGCCAGCGAUCCAGCGGGAGCCGGUCGCCGUCCCCAUCGGGCGGCAGCGGAUGGGGGUCGCCCCAGCAGAACGGAGGCAGCAGGCAACGCAGCGGAGCGCACGGGGGCCGCCCCGGCUCGGCGCACAGCCCGCCCGAUAAGCCUAGCUCGCCCCGGGCCUGCGACAAGGUGACCGCCGCGCCCACGCCGCCCGCGCGUGGGAAAGACAGUCAGAGCCCGCGCUCCGCGCCGUCGUCUCAGGGACGUGGGGGCCGCGCGGCGGGAGGGGCGGCCAGGCGCCGUCGCCGGCGGAGGAGGAGGCGGCGAUCGCGAUCCUCGGCCAACGCGACCCGCCGCAGAGGGCGCCGGCGUGCAAAGCCAGCGCCACCCCGGGGCUCGUCCCGCUCGCUUAGCGGGGCUCACUCCAGCAGCGAGUCGGGCGGCGGAGCCCCGGGUCCAGGGCCCGAGCCGGGCUCAGAGCGAGGUCACAGCGGACACGGGAAACGGGCAAAGGAGCGACCCCCGCGCGCGCGGCCCACAAGCACCUCACCAUCUCCAGGCGCGCACAGCCGGCGGGGUGGCCCAGAGGGGAACAGCUCAUCGCGCAGCCCCGGCCCCCAUCCGGGGUCCUGGAGCUCCAGCCGCUCGCCGUCCAAAUCCCGCUCACGCUCCCCAGAUAAAAGGACCCGCAGCCCCAGCCUCUCCCCGUCUCCCAAGAAACCUCUUGGCCGGGACAAAGACAGCGAAGGCCGUGCGAGGCAUGCCGAGGCUGAGGCCGCCCGCACCCGACGUCGCUCCCGCAGCUACUCGCCCAUCCGAAAGCGACGCCGCGACUCGCCCAGUUUCAUGGAGCCAAGGCGCAUCACCAGGAACCUCCUGCUGCGUGGCCUGUGGCCAGCCUGGGGGCCGUGUGGACCGGGCUCCACAGGCAGCCCAAGUGAUGCCCAUUGCCCGAAAGCGUCCCAUCCCCUACUACCGACCCAGCCCCUCCUCUUCCUCCAGCUGCUUGAGCAGCGACUACUCAAGCCGGAGCCACAGCCGGAGCCCAAGUCAGGGCCACAGCCACGGGAGCUACAGUAGCCGCAGUCAUGGGACCCGCAGCCGCUCAUGCAGCCGCUCCAGGAGCCGCAGUCCCAGCUACCACAGCAGGAGCAGCUCUGAGAGCGGGGGCUUCUAAGUCCAGACGGACCCAUCUGGGGUUAGAAGGCCCUGGCACAACCAGGAGAGGCUGGGGCCCUGAGACCUGGGAAGGAGGGGUCUGUACCCCCAUAUUGUUACAGAGGUCCCGGGAUGGGGGUGGGGCAGCACGUGGGCAGUUGGGACUGGGGAAGAGCUUCUCUGGUGGGUGUCCCACCCACAAGGAGGAAUCGAAUUGUCUUGUCCCUAAAAUGUGCCCAUCCCCACGCCCUGCCCACCCACCAUGACCAGGGAACAAAGAGCCUUUUCGAACACAGAUUAGAUCACCACGCCCCUCUUCUGCUUGAGGCCAGCUUACCAGCCUUGGGGCCCAUUGCCUGGGUAUGGCACAAGAGUCCCCUGUUGGCUCUCACUUCACCUCUGCUCAGUGGACCCUUGCACAGCUUGGAAGGUGCCAAACCCAGGACCUUCCCCUCCUCUCUAUCUCCCGCGGAGUUGAUCUGCAGACAGCGAAGCGAGCCAGAUCUCAGGGGGAAGCAAGACCCACCUAACUCUUGGUGUAUCGCCAGGCAGGAUGAGAUGCUCACACUUGGUCCCAUCUCUCUCCCUUGCCCUCAUAGCAGCAAGCCGGAGGCCAAGGCCACAUCAUCUAGGCCUUCGUCAGCACAAGAGGUGGCACAUACCACAUCUGUAUCUAGCCCUGAAGUCAAAGAUGGGGGUACAGGGGUGGGGACAUAGCUCAGUUGGUAGAGUGCUUGCCUAGCAUGCAUGAAGUCCUGGGUUCCACCCCAAAGCAUAAAACCAAGCAUGCUGGUGCAUGCCUGUAAUCCCAGCACUCUGGAGGACCAGGGGUUCAAGGUCAUUUUAGGCUACAGAGUGAGUUUGAAUUCAGUCUGGGGUACAGGAGACCCUGUCUCAAAUGUGAGACAGAGAAAGACUGGGGAUUCAGGUCAGAAGAUUAAAAAAGAACACGGGUAGAAAGCCGAGGGAUAUUUUUCUUUUUUUAGUGUGGGCCCAAACAAUGCAGUCAGAUGCCGAGGCAGGUCAAGGGCUACUGGGAGACUAUACCGACUGCUGUCUGGGUCACGGGCCAAAUGAUUGCUCAUGGCCACAAACAGAGGCCAGCAUGCAGCGCACUUCGGAGCCUGCCCAAGGGAGGCCUCGCUCCCAGGCUUUGCUAGGUCAGGGUUGGUCAAGGCUUUCAGAACAGGAGUGGUAGGUUCCAGCCAAAGCCGUCCACCUGGGGCAUGAUGGGGAAGCAGUGGUCCCCCCUCUAGCCCUCUUCCGUGGCACCCAGCCCUCCCCCUGCUGGGGCCCUCAGGGAUCUCGAAGUCUUCCUUGGCCCAAUAGGGCAGAUGCCCUGGGCUCUGGUUGGGGGGAGGAGUCUGGGGUCUGAUCCGGGUUCCCACCCUCUCUCAGUUUCCCCUUCCCUCUUUCUCCGCAGUGCGGGAAAAAAAAAUUGGACUGUAAUAAAUACAUUAGGU